Messenger RNA from Penicillium atrosanguineum, 1737 nucleotides. RefSeq names its product alpha-glucosidase. Gene Ontology annotation, biological process: oligosaccharide catabolic process. The transcript has a single exon. The coding region runs from base 1 to 1737 and encodes 578 amino acids. NCBI's taxonomy places the organism in Eukaryota, Fungi, Ascomycota, Eurotiomycetes, Eurotiales, Aspergillaceae. The record is from RefSeq and is a predicted model, not a curated record. Gene Ontology annotation, molecular function: alpha-amylase activity.
AUGUCCCCACAAGCUCCAUGGUGGAAGAACGCCAGCAUCUAUCAGAUCUAUCCCGCUAGCUACAAAGAUUCCAACGGAGAUGGCAUCGGUGAUUUGCCCGGAAUCAUCGGGAAACUCGACUACAUACAGUCGUUAGGCGUCGAUGCCAUCUGGCUUUGUCCUAUGUACGACAGUCCGCAGUAUGACAUGGGCUACGACAUUUCCAACUACGAAGACGUUUACGCGCCUUACGGCACAGUCGCAGACGUCGAAACGCUGAUCACGGCUUGUCACGAUCGCGGUAUGCGUAUACUCCUCGAUCUGGUUAUCAAUCAUACGUCCCAUGAGCACGCCUGGUUCAAGCAGUCUCGAACGUCCAAGGAUAGCCCAAAGCGUGAUUGGUAUAUCUGGCGACCUGCUAGAUACGAGAAUGGAGUUCGUCGUCCACCAAAUAACUGGCGCAGUAUCUUUGGUGGAAGUGCCUGGGAAUGGGAUGAGGCUUCACGAGAGUACUAUCUGCACCUAUUUGCCGUACAGCAGCCGGAUCUCAACUGGGAGAAUGCCGACACUCGAGCUGCCGUGUAUGAGUCUGCGAUGAAGUUCUGGUUGCGCAAAGGUAUUGAUGGAUUCCGUGUCGACACGGUGAAUAUGUACAGCAAGAAUCAGUCCUUCCGUGAUGCUCCUAUCAUCGAUCCACAACAUGAAUGGCAGCCAGCCUGGUCGCUGUAUUGCAAUGGGCCACGAAUGCACGAAUUCCUGCGAGAAAUGGGUCAGAUUCUGCUUGAAUACAACGCGAUGACGGUGGGCGAGCUGCCAAAUACCCCACAGAUAGCGGAUGUACUAGGGUACGUGUCAGCAAAGGCGCAACAAUUGAGCAUGGUGUUUCAAUUCGAUGUUGUGGACAUUGGCCAAGGUACCGACCUGCGAUUCAACACUGUCCCACGUAACUGGACGCUACCGGAUCUGCGCGAGCGUAUUGCACGCACACAGCAGCUAUCGGAUGGCACGGCCGACGGCUGGAGUACGACCUUCCUCGAAAACCACGACCAAGCGCGUUCCAUUUCGCGUUGGGGCAGUGAAGAGACCCCCGAAUCAUGGCAGCGUAGCGCCAAGAUGCUGGCUAUGCUUGUUGCCAGUCUGUCGGGGACUUUAUACGUCUACCAAGGCCAGGAAAUCGGCAUGGUCAAUGCACCCGUCGAAUGGGAGAUCUCGGAAUAUAAAGACCUUGACAGUAUCAACUACUAUGACUUUGUGAGAACAGUGACAAAAAGCAACCCCGUCGCGCUCGCAAAGGCAAAAGCCGCACUGGCUCACCUGGCACGCGACCACGCCCGCUUGCCUAUGCAGUGGGAUGCAACUCCCAACGCGGGCUUUACCAGUGAAGAGGCAAAGCCAUGGAUGCGCGUUCAUGACGGAUACGCGGCUCUAAAUGUGAAGCGACAGACCGUUGACUCGAACUCGGUGUUGAAUUUUUGGCGCGAGCUGCUCCGAGUACGCCGUGAGAACCCGAAGUUAUUUGCACAGGGGGUCUUCAGCGACACUGAUCCCUCACAUGAGUCAGUCUUUGUUUAUGAAAAGGGAUCCACUGAUGCGAAGCUUGUUGUUGCACUCAAUUUCACUGGAAAAGCACAGUCGGUUGACCUGGCAAGCCGUUUGAGCGGUUCAUCGUACAAGACACUGGUCAAGAACUGUGAGGAGGAACCCCUUGAUUCGCUGCAGGCUUACGAGGGCCGCAUCUAUCGUUUGGAAAAACAGUAA